AUGGCAGCUUAUGGAACUCUGCUUUCUCUUACAAACACCAUUGACCAAAUCCUGAAUCACCCCCGCCCACCCAUUUCCCUCGACAAACAACAAAUCAAACCUCUGAUAGAAAAAGUUGCUUUCUUGCAAGUUUUUCUUGAAAAUUAUAUUAUUGAUGAUGAAGAUGGGUUGGAGGGGCGUAUGGUCGAUGCGGCUCAUGAGGCAGAGGAUAUAAUAGAGAGCCACAUUGCCGAUCAUUUUGAGAAUGAAUAUGAAGACUCUUUGUAUCGAUACAUACAGAAAAUGAUGGUGGAAUCCGAUGCGUCUCACGAGGCAGAGGAUAACGAGGCUCGUGGGGAAGCUAACAUCAGUUCCAAGGAUGACAACGAGUCUUUGUAUGGAGAGCUACAGAAAGUGAUUCACCACUUUGAUUCCAUCACAAAAGACGUACAUAAGAAGGCGUGGAAAAAAAUUGCUCCUUCUGAUGACGCCAUGCUGGGUUCUGAUGUUGUCGUGAACGACAUCAUGGAUAAGAUCAACGGUCCUUCUAAUUCAACGGGGGACGAGAGUUUCAUGAACGACAUCAUGGAUAAGCUGACCAAUCAACAAUCUAGCCGUUGGAUCAUAGCGAUUACUGGCAUGGGCGGCAUUGGUAAGACCACUCUUGCAAAAAGAAUUUACGAAAAUCCACUUGUUGUAGAACAAUUUGAUAUUCGCGGAUGGGCUACAGUCUCUCAAGAAUUUGAUUCGAAAAGGAUUUUGUUACAAGUCCUUGACUGUUUGAAAAAAACUAUGGGGAGUGAAGAAAGUGAAUAUGAAGAAUUAGGACAAAAACUGUAUCAGAGCUUAUACGGCCGACGGUAUCUGAUUGUGAUGGAUGACAUUUGGGGUACGGACGCAUGGGAUGGGGUGAAGCGCUUCUUUCCAAAAAACAACGGCGGGAGCAGAGUAUUGAUAACCACUAGGGCACCGAAUGUGGCUUGUCAACUGGAUGGCACAGAGUACUUUCAGAUGAGGUUUCUGAAUCAGAAUGAAAGUUGGAAUCUACUGCGUAGGUGCGUGUUUGGGGAGCAAGGGUGCCCUCUGGAACUCGAAGAGAUUGGGGAGGACAUUGCCAGAAAGUGCAGAGGCCUUCCAUUGUCAAUUGUCAUGAUUGGAGGACUCUUAGCAAAGUCUGAGCAAACACACGAAAAGUGGCAACGUGUGGCAGAAAAUUUAAGCUCGAUCGUGAAUUUAGGGGAGGACGAGCAUUGCUUUAGAAUACUAAAGUUGAGCUACAAUCAACUUCCGGUCCACCUCAAGCCGUGUUUUCUCUACAUGGGCAUAUUCCCGGAGGACGACUGGAUUCCUGCCAACACGCUCAUCCGUCUAUGGGUUGCUGAAGGAUUUGUGAAACCGGUGGGUGGUAAAAGCAUGGAAACAACUGCUCGAGUAGUGCACCUACAUGAUCUCGUCAUCAGAAACCUAAUCAUGGUUCGUACGUUGGGCCCUAGUCGAAGAAUAAAGUGCUGCGGCAUCCACGAUCUCCUAAGAGACCUAUGCAUAAAAGAAGCCGAGAAAUAUAAAUUCUUUCGCAGCAUGGAAACAACAAUAAUGCACAACAACCCUGAGCAAAUUAGUUGGCGCGCCCAACGCCGUAUCGCCAUUCACGAAGCUGGGAAAUACAUUCCAUGUCAACUCCCUAAAGCCGUGCGAUCCGCAUCACGAGCGCGAACUUUGAUAUGGAACGUUGAUAGACGUUUACCAUCUGUAGUUCCGUUAAGAUUGCUCAGGGUUCUGAAUCAAUACACUAGAUAUACAAUUGAUGGACCGGAUGGGGAGGGCAAAGUUCGGCUCGAAGACCAUUUUCAUCUGGUCAACUUGCGCCACCUGGUCAUCAAAGCUAAUCUGCCCGAGCUUGAAUUUCCUCCAGAAUUUUACCUACUCUGGAAUUUACAGACGAUAAUAAUUUAUGUGAUCUUGCCUGAUGAUAGCAUGACAUUGGUGUUGGACAUCUGGCGGAUGCCCCAAUUGAGGCACGUCAGUGUAAACAGGCUCCACCUCACGGAUCCUCCUCCGCCUCCUGUGGAAGAAUUCAAAAAUGGUUGUAUGGUGUUAGAGAAUCUGGAGACGCUCAAGAGUGUACGUAACUUGAGAUUGGGUAAGGAAUUGGUUGAGAGAAUCCCCAAUAUCAGGAACCUGGGAUUGAGCUUCCAAAAAGAAGAGGAGGAAUUAUCACUCGGUGAUUAUGGUGUCAACAAUCUCUCCCAACUACAUAAGCUGGAGCACCUUUUUUUCACUUCACAUCUCUCUCGACGAAUUGAGGUGACGACGUUCCCGAUUUCGCUCAGGAAGCUGUUUCUACGUGGCCUGAGGCUUGGGUGGGAGGAGAUGGGGACAAAGAUAGGGUCGUUGCCAUAUCUCGAGUACCUCGAUCUAUACAUGAAUGCGUUCGUGGGGCCCGAGUGGGAAACAGCCGAUGGAGGAUUCCGGAGCCUGAAAUACUUGAGAAUCUACGGCUGCAAUGAUCUUGAACAGUGGAAGGCGGAGGCCACGCACUUUCCGUGUCUGGAGCAGCUCGAUCUGUGUUAUCUAGACAAGCUCAAGGAGAUUCCAUUGGAAAUUGGAGAUAUACCCACGCUUAGGAAGAUCUACUUUGAUGAAUGUUCGGACACUGUCGUGCUUUCUGCAUAUAAGAUAUUAGAGGAACAAGAAGGAUGUCUUGGGGAGACCAACCUUAAAAUUGAUGUUCGUUAUGGAGAAAGUUACGAACUCAUAGAUGGGAAACUUACCGUAACGCGUAGUGGGGACAUUUCAAAUAAUUCCUCAUACGCAUAG
Molecule: messenger RNA, 2796 nt
Organism: Striga asiatica
Lineage: Eukaryota; Viridiplantae; Streptophyta; Magnoliopsida; Lamiales; Orobanchaceae
Source: the annotation of a GenBank genome assembly